Striga asiatica is the source of this 306-nucleotide messenger RNA. Lineage: Eukaryota; Viridiplantae; Streptophyta; Magnoliopsida; Lamiales; Orobanchaceae. The record is from the annotation of a GenBank genome assembly.
AUGAGUGGGUCUUUCUCGUUGAGCUUCUGGCGGAGCCUCGCCGCCUCCGUCUCGAGUUUCGAAACCCGCGACGCAAUUGCCAUGGAAGUAAUCUUGCGGGCCAGAUCCAGCUGGUCAUACAGGUCCGUGGAUUCCGGCGAGAUCGUGAAGAUUCGUGAAGGCGAGGUCAUGAAGAGUGAGGUGGAACUUCCCGGACGGUGUUCGGUCGUGAAGAGUGAAGGCGAGGUCGAGGUCGUCGAGGUCGUGAGGUCGGGCGUGAGGUCGGGUCGAGGUCGUGAGGUCGUUCGGACGAGCUCGAAGUCUUGA